CUCUCGAAGAGCUAUUCAGGGAAGAGAUUCAUUAGUUGGGCCAAGAGACUCUAAGCCUCACUUCGAGGAAAGUUUUAGCCACUUCCAGUGGGUUGAGCAUGCUAUUUUGGUGAUGAUUCUUCUUUGAGCCGACUCAGGGUAGUAGUAACUGCCCUACAGGAUCCUUCUAUGAGUAUGGUCAUUGCUUCAGCUGCCAUGGGUCAUGCAAGGAGUGUAACAUCUAUGGGGAAUGCACUUCAUGUAAAGAUGGAUUCAUAUAUAAUGCCACUUCAAAACUUUGUGAUUAUGAGGAGUGCUCUGACGGCCAGUAUUAUUCAAUUCCAGUGAAAAGUUGAAAUGAUUGUGGAGAUAGCUGUAACACUCUCUGUGCUUAUCAAAGUCAUUGCUUUGAGUGUCUUCCUGAUCAAAUUUUAGAUUUAAAGACCAUGACUUGAGUUGAAGAGUGAGAUAUUGACUCACAAAUACUAAUUCAAGAUCCACAACUUCAAACCAUUCCAGUUUGAAGAGACUUUGAGUAUUUCGUGAAUGCAAACAGUGAAAGCCCAGUUGAGCUCGGGACUCAGCAGCAUCCUUAUAAAGAUAUUGAGUCAGCUAUGGUUGAGAUUUUGAACUUUCACAGCCACAACCCCAGAAAUGUGACAGUGAAUGUAAUGGAAGCAACUACAGUUUAUGCUAAUAGUGCAACUUAUAUUGUCAAUAUGACACAUGUGCAAAUCCAAGCCUACAAUGAUGCUGAUACUGAGAUUGGACUUGCAAGAAUGGUUGGAAUUUACAACAGUUCCAAAAUAGUCAAUCCAGCAACACCAACCAAGUUCAGCAUUUUAGUACAUAAAAAUCAGCUUGUCAAUCAAAUAAUAUUUGACAAUCCUGAAUUUGACUCUGACGACAAAGUAGGGCUCCGAUUGGUAAAUGCUGUAUUUAAGCCUUUCCAUUCAGGAUUCUUGAUCAAGAAUUUCAGAAUUGUCACUGACUACGAUGACCCAGCAACUGCUCAUGCGGUCUUCGAACCGUACAGAGUAGACACAAGAACGGUCGGCAUGAUCAAUUGUGACAUGAGAAUGCAAGGCUCAGUCAUGAGAGCAAUAACCACCGCCUUUAACUGGCACAUGGAAAACAUAAUCCAAGAGACUCAGUAUUUAUACGCAUUCAGCCUGACCAAACUCAGAUGUGGAGAUGAUCAUACAGACAUGGGGACUCAAUUGUAUUUCAAGAACUUCACAUCAAUUAACAGCGGAGGAAGACCUACUUAUCUAAGACCAAAGGAACUCUUCAUGAGGAACUAUGUAUCAAACAAUGUACACUUUGAAGACUGCUUCUUUGAUACCUAUGUUGGUCAUAUCAAUACCCUCAGCCAAUACAUAUUUUACACAGAGGAAACAAAUUGAAAAAUUGAUGAUGACAAUAAGUGGAAUUUCACUAAUAUCCAUAUGACCACAUCAAGGAAUGAAGAAGGCAAAAAUUCAAGUUUUGAUAGGACAAUUAAACUUGUUUUUGUCAGAACCUCAAUUUCGAAAAGUAUGCUGGCUAUCCAUAUGACGAAUGCCACAUUCUCAAAUGAUUACAAUAUUGCUAGGGGCCAUAUUGUUUCUAAUUUCAACACUCUCACGACUUACACACUCAAAGAUAUCAAAUUUAUUAAUUGUGAAGGAAAUGUCUUCAAAGUUGUAGGACCAAGAGUAGAAAUAGAUGGCCUGCUAAUUGAGAAUCAUACUUCUACACCUUUGACUAGCUUCAUGGUUUCUAUUAUUUCAGGAAAUAAGACUUCAAUAAAAAAUCUUGUAAUUAAAAAUUUCACUGAUGGAAGUAUAUUGACAGACCCUUUAAUAGAUCUAUUUCAAUACAAAACUUCAAAUAUUGCACUCAAUAAUAUUUCAAUCCAAGAUUCAAUGUUCCAGAGUAAGAGAGCCCUAUUCUCUUUGUCUGGCUCAUCUGAAAGUGUGCUGGAUGUUGACACUCUGAGAUUCAACAACAUUGAUCUGGAUGGAGAUAUUUCUUUGAUUGAGUAUACGAUUUUCAAACAAGUUACCAUCAAAAAUAUCCAUUGAUUCCGCACACAUUCUCUUAAGGAAGGUUUUCCCUCUUAUCUCAUUAGCAAUGAUUACAGCCGAGAGGGCUUGGCUCCAAACAACACUCAGAUUUUGCAAAAUAUUGUUGUUGAGGAAUCAACAGUUCCAAUACUGUUGAUUUCUAAACCUGAUUCUCUGACUAAUUCAACUCAGUCUCUACAUGUUUCUAAUGUGACUUACAAAAAUUCAGAAUCAGCAUUCGCAUUUGAAUUAAUCAAGGUCUUCAAGAUGUCCACAAUAGGGUCUUAUUCAAUCAUUUUUGAAGACAUCACUUUCAGAAAUCUUACUUAUGGAAAAAUGAGCAAAUUGAUGUAUCUUCAACAGCAGCUUCAGACUCCAGUCAUCAUCACCAAUUUGAAUGUGUUCGACAUUGCUUUCGCUGGAAUUACAGUUGAAGCUUAUGAGUCAAAUGAAGUCUACAAUAAAACGCAUGUGUCAAUAACCAACAUGAAAGCCAAUAAUGUUGACGGGCGCUCGAUAUCACUUUUCAACCUCUACAAAGAAUCUGAAGUAGAAAUAGUGCACUCAGAGUUUUCUUUCAUUGGAAAUUAUGAUAAAGGAGCAGUACUAUUUGCAGGCAAAUAAAAGGACAACAGCAAUAUUUAGAAACUGCUCAUUCUGGAAUAAUACUUCCAUUGAAGGAGGAGUCUUCGAUGUAGAGUCUGAUAGUAAUGUUAAGUGCAACAAUUGUAGUCUCACUAAUAACUUUGCAAUAACAGCAGGUGUUGUUAAAGUGAGUGCAGAUGGAAUGUUUGAGUUCUACAACUCAACCAUAAAAAAUAACUUUGCAUUGUCUGGAGCUGUCGCUGAAUUAUUUUCAUCACAACUGACAAGUGUUGUCAAUGGAUCAACGUUAGCCACAAACUUUGGAGUGAGUCAACAACAAGUCUCGAAUGUUAUUUUGACUCAAAGCUAUAUUUUCCAGUCUUUCAAAGAUUAUCUCAAUGAUAAUCCAUUUCUGUUAGAGACUGAUAGCAUAUUGACUUGUUUCAAAAUUGUCAGUGCCAAAUUGAGAAUAACUCAAACAAAGCUAAUUGAUCAGCAAUAUGUACUCUACUCAAUAAGCUCAAGAAUUAUAUUGAGCUUUACAAACAUUGAGAACAUGAGCAUUGAGUCGAGAUUGUUCAGAAUCAGUGAGUCAGACCUUACAAUCAAGAAUAUGACUCUAUCUAAUCUCAAUUGCGAAAGCCAGGCUUAUGAAAUCUUUUAUCUCGUUAAAGCUUAUAUUGAAGCUGAAAGUCUAGUUUAUUCACGCUCGACAUGAAAACUUAUAUCAUCGGGUCUAUCUCAAGUUAGUCUAAAGAAACUCAACUCAAGCUCAAUCAGCUUAAGCAACGUGCCUUUGAUCACUUUGCAGCACUCAUUGAGUGCUGAUUUAAAUAAUGAUGGGAAAGAAAUUCAGACCUCAAUUAAAGAAUCAUCUUUCUGGAAUAUUUCAAUUGCAGGAGGAAAUUUGAUUACCAUCAAGGUAUCUGGGGUGGCUGAUAUUUCAAGUAAUAGCUUUACUCAAAUCAGCUCACAAAUCAUCAAAAUUGAAGGAUCAAAAGUAGGCUAUAUUAAUAAUGUCACAUUUUCUGAGAGCAGAGAAUGUUUAGUAGCAACAAGAUCUUCCAUUGAUAUCAUUCACAACUCUAGAUUUGAAGGAUGAGGGAAUUCUAGCAUAACUAAUGGAGGAGCCAUCAGACUUAUUGAUAGUAGUUCUAAAAUCAACCAGUCUGUAUUCACACACAACAAAGCAAAGAUUGGAGCUAGCAUUUCAGUGAAAUGAGGCUUUGGACAAACUUGAUCUAAUAAAUUUACAAACUUGAUCUUUAAAAAUAACACAGCCUCUAUUAUGGGUGGAGGAAUAUAUUACAACCUGGCUAGGCCAAUCAUGAGCAACAUCACCAAUAUACACAAUACUGCAGACUAUGGGCCUGACAUUGCAAGCUAUGCAAUCAAAAUUGUUCAGAGAGGCACCCAGAAUAACAAAAUGUACCUCAAUAAUGUUGGAAGCGGACUCAAGCAUGAGGAAACCCUAUACUUUGACCUUGUUGAUGAAGAUGGCCAAGUGAUGGUUCUUGAGAAUGCAUAUACGCUUAAAAUACUUACUAAUGAAGCUGGAAUGGCAGCAAAAGGAACUGUUUUAGAUAGAUUUGAACAUGGACAAGCAGAGCUUGACAACCUCAUUUUCUUUGGCAAAGUUGGUCUGAAGAAUAUAACUUACAAACUGACUUCUGCAAGUAUCAAUCCCAGGAUCAUCAACGAAGUUCUUAACAAUUCAGAAGGAGAAUAUGACAACAUCAUUGAUGCAUCUUUCAGAUAUUGAAAACCUGGAGAAUUGCAGACUUCUGAUGGUCAGUGACAAGAAUGAAAGCCUACAACUUUCACCCUUAAGGAGAAUUCAACUGAAUGCCUACCUUGAAUGGACUUUGCAACUUGUGAAGGAAAAGAUGAAAUUCAAGUUCAUGCAGGAUACUGGAGAAUAAACAUGAACUCAUCAUCUAUAAUUGAGUGUCCAAACGAUGAAGCAUGCCUAGGAGGCUUCCAUCCUGAUAAUGAACAAGGUCCAGCAAAAUGAAAUACUGGGUAUCAUGGAUUACUUUGUACCAAGUGCGAUAUUGUUAAAGGAAUCAAAUACCAACCAUUGUCAGGUUUUCAAUGAAGUAAAUGUCCUAAACCAGUGCUCAAUGCUAUAAGACUAAUAGCUUUUGUGGUAUUAGCUUUCUUGUUUUUAAUGCUGCUGAUAUACAUCAAUUUGAGGAAGAAAAAGGAAAGUGAUGUCUCCAUUCUCCUCAGAAUUAUCACAAACUAUAUGCAAUUGAUAACUGCAUUUUUGACAUUCAACAUCAAGAUGCCUACUAAUGUUACAGGUCUGUUUGCUUUUACAAACAAAGUGUCUUCACCUGAUGAAACAUUUCUAUCGUUCGACUGUUUUAUUGCUGAUUAUGAAAUCAAGGCCUUUGCUCCUUCGAACGAAUUAUUUAAAAUGGUGCUCUACAUAUUCUUUCCUAUAAUUAUGGCUGCAGCUAUUCUUGUACUAUUUAGUCUGAUCAAGAUCAUUCAUUACAGCAUCUGGGCUAUAAAGCAUCAAUGAGCCAACAGGAAUCAUCGGUUCAAGUCUCUAUUUGAUCUUAAAAGAUCCAUGGUUGUGUCGAUGAUCUGUAUCAUCUUUUUGUUCCAUCCGACACUCGCAGUGAAAUCUUUGGCAAUGUUCUUGUGCAUAGAUGUAGAUGACGGAGAUUCGAGAAUGAAGUACCAUCUUGAGUAUCAAUGAUAUUCUGUCGACCAUAUCAAAUGGAUCUGUCUGGUUUCUGUUCCAACCAUGAUAAUCUGGGUGAUUGGUGUGCCUUGAGUACUUCUACGAAUUCUGAUACAGAACAGAAGUAAAUUAGGUGAGUCAAAGAUGCAGCGCUAUUUUUUAAUGUUGUACCAAGGCCUCAAAGAAAAGACAUUCUACUGGGAGUUUAUUAAUGGACUCAGAAAACUAGCAAUCUUGUGAAUCAACUCUUUCAUGGAUAGAUUCUCAGUGAAUUACAAGGUACUUAUUUCUGUUGUUUCGAUGCUUUUCUUCUAUUACGUGCAGAAACAUGUCAUGCCAUACAAGUCAUAUGAGCACAACAGGAUAGAUCUGAUGAGUCUGACUACGGCGACAAUAACUAUCUAUGCUGGAAUUAUAUUCUCUCUAGGAAAUGAAGCCUAUGAAGGAUUCAAAACCUUCACAUGGUUAGUCAUUGUGUUCUCCAACGUAUAUUUCAUCCUGAGCUGGGUAUACCUCCUGAUGCUCUCUCUUGGGUGGAAGAAUCCUAAAUUUUUAUGGGUCAUUUCUUUGUUGGGAUGCAUAAUUUACAGGAGAAGAGUUGACAAAAAUGAGAUAAAGCAAUCUUCCAUUACAGAGCAGAUCCCAGCUGCUACAAUUUUGAAAGAGACGACUCCGAAGAGGAGGGUCUUCGGCAAGAAAUCAGCAUUUAGGAAAAUAAGAAAAAGGAAAAAGAACAGGAAAGUUUUACAUAGCAAGAAAAGUAGAAGAGAGCCCAAAACCAAACAGAAGAAAGCUCCAAAGAAUACGAUCCCCAUUCUAGAUAACUUAUUUGAGGAAGAGAAGUCCUCAGCCUCAUGCCAGUCAGACAACAGACUCCGGUUCUCAUUGUUCAAACGCUUCGGAGGUCCUCUCAGAGAAAGAAUCCAAUAUGAAGAAAGCUAGGAAACUCUUCAUAAAUAAUUUAUUAUUAGAUCACUCGCUGAA
Molecule: messenger RNA, 6291 nt
Organism: Moneuplotes crassus
Lineage: Eukaryota; Ciliophora; Spirotrichea; Euplotida; Euplotidae
Source: the annotation of a GenBank genome assembly